Molecule: messenger RNA, 672 nt
Organism: Dromiciops gliroides (monito del monte)
Lineage: Eukaryota; Metazoa; Chordata; Mammalia; Microbiotheria; Microbiotheriidae
Gene: CTLA4
Product: cytotoxic T-lymphocyte associated protein 4
Exons: 4
Coding region: 1-672 (223 amino acids)
Biological process (GO): immune response; regulation of T cell proliferation; negative regulation of regulatory T cell differentiation
Cellular component (GO): external side of plasma membrane; membrane
Source: RefSeq, a predicted model, not a curated record
AUGGUUCUCCUGAGAUCCAGGAGACAAAUGGGAAAGCUUCACCUUUCCAAGAACUGGCCCUGCACGGCAAUGCUCUCUCUGCUUUUUAUCCCAAGUAUCUCCAAAGCGGUACAUGUGACUCAACCAGCAGUGGUCCUGGCCGACAGCAAAGGGGUUGCCAGCUUCGCGUGUAAAUAUGAGUUGACAAACAAAACCAAAGAGAUCCGAGUGGGGCUUCUACGAAAGAUGGACAACCAGAUGGUUGAAGUCUGUGCCUCAACAUACUUGGUACAGAAUCAACCAGUGUUCAUGGAUGACAUGCUUGAGUGCACAGGAAAUGCCAGUGGGAAUAAAGUGAUGCUCACUCUCACAGGACUGAAGGCCUCAGACACUGGACUGUACAUCUGCAAAGUGGAGCUCAUGUAUCCUCCUCCCUACUUCAUGGGUUUGGGCAAUGGAACACAGAUAUAUGUCAUUGAUCCCGAACCUUGCCCGGAUUUUGAAGUCAUGCUCUGGAUCCUGGCAAUAGUGAGCUCUACAUUAUUUUUUUAUAGCUUCCUCAUCACAGCUGUUUCCUUGAAUAAAAUGCUAAAGAAAAGGAGCCUUCUCACUACAGGAGUUUAUGUGAAAAUGCCUCCAACAGAACCUGAACAUGAGAAACAAUUUCAGCCCUACUUUAUUCCCAUCAACUGA